This is a messenger RNA of Amphimedon queenslandica, 1284 nucleotides long. RefSeq names its product fructose-1,6-bisphosphatase 1-like. The transcript is spliced from 7 exons. Gene Ontology annotation, biological process: gluconeogenesis; fructose 6-phosphate metabolic process; fructose 1,6-bisphosphate metabolic process. Gene Ontology annotation, molecular function: fructose 1,6-bisphosphate 1-phosphatase activity. The record is from RefSeq and is a predicted model, not a curated record. The coding region runs from base 129 to 1145 and encodes 338 amino acids. Gene Ontology annotation, cellular component: cytoplasm; cytosol. Lineage: Eukaryota; Metazoa; Porifera; Demospongiae; Haplosclerida; Niphatidae.
CACCCAUUUUAAUAAGUUUUAAUUAACCUUACAAUAGGCCCUGGAAAUUAUUUUUUGUAGAAAAGCAUUUUUGGAUUUUUAUAAUUUCCUUUGUUUGUUGCAGGCUGGUGUGACCCUCACUGUUAGUCAUGGCAUCCGAUGAUAUAGAUGUGGACUCUAUGACUCUCACUCGCUUUGUCCUCUCUGAGCAAAAACGAAUAGGAGCAACCGGGAGCUUGACACUUCUUUUGAAUGCACUCCAAACCGCCAUCAAAGCUAUCUCUGCUGCUGUCAGGAGAGCUGGAUUCGCUAAACUUGGUAGUGCUGUGGGUGAUACUAAUGUUCAAGGGGAACAAGUCAAGAAGCUGGAUGUCAUUGCUAAUGAUCUUUUCAUUAACAUGCUCAAAUCAUCUUUUGAAGUUGGUGUGAUGGUUUCUGAAGAGAAUGACAAAUGUAUUGAAGUCACUGAUUGUGGUGGUAAAUAUGUCGUUGCAUUUGAUCCACUGGAUGGUUCCUCCAACAUUGAUUGCCUUGUGUCGAUUGGAUCAAUCUUUGCCAUAUGGAAGAAAGUUUCUCCUGAUAGCAAAGCUAGUGAGGCUGAUCUUUAUCAGCCUGGUCGUACUAUGGUUGCUGCUGGUUACUCUGUCUAUGGGAGUGCUACUAUGCUAGUAAUUUCAACUGGUAAUGGAGUCAAUGGGUUUACACUAGAUCCAUCUGUUGGUGAGUUUAUACUAUCUGAUUACAACAUGAAGAUCAACAAGAGAGGGAACAUAUUUGCCAUCAAUGAAGGAUAUGCUCAGUAUUGGUCCAGUGAUGUCACCGAAUAUGUACAGAAAUGCAAAUUCCCUGGGGAUGGGAAAUCUCCAAUGGGAGCUCGGUACGUUGGCUCAAUGGUCUCCGACAUGCACCGCACACUCAAAUAUGGUGGUAUAUUUAUGUACCCUGCAACCACCAAGAGCCCCAAGGGGAAACUCCGUCUCCAGUAUGAGUGUAAUCCAAUGGCGUUCAUCAUUGAGCAGGCUGGGGGUAUGGCGUCUAAUGGAGUGAUACCCAUUCUUGAUAUUGUCCCAACCGGUAUACAUGAUCGUAGUCCCAUUUUUAUUGGAUCGGAGGAAAACGUUAAGGAUUAUUUAAAGAUUCGUGAAGAGCACGAUAAGAAGAAGUGAUGAUCAUUAUGAGUAGUGAUCAGUAACUGUAUUAUUAUUAUUAUUAUUAGUAUGUUAUCAUGUGUAUUAGUUCAAUAGUUUAGUCAACUGAUAUCUUUGUUUUUAAUAAAAUGUUUAGCAGAACUAAGAAUGCUACUUA